Molecule: messenger RNA, 1101 nt
Organism: Arctia plantaginis
Lineage: Eukaryota; Metazoa; Arthropoda; Insecta; Lepidoptera; Erebidae
Source: the annotation of a GenBank genome assembly
AUGAUGAAUGCUUCGGCAUCGAAAAUGGAUACCAAUUUUACUAGUAUGUGGGUGAGUUUCUUCACUGCUGCUGGUAUACCUUCGGAUGUGUCAGCGACAUAUGCACUUACAUUUACUGAAAAUAGAAUCCAGAAUGACAUGUUAUUGGACCUUAACAAGGAGUAUUUACGGGACAUGGGUAUCACCAGAAUGGGAGACGUGAUUGCCAUAUUAAGGCACGCGAAAAAAGUGCACGAGAGCACGGCGCGUGACCGUGUGCUGAGCACGACAAGCACCGCGACUGCUAAAGUGCCGGUUGCGGCUAUCACUGGACGUGCAACGAUCGCACAACCCUCAUCACCAGCCAGUCGCAUACUAGAACAUUACACGCGCAAUCCUCAGGUGCCAGAGGUGCCAAAGACAAACACAUCGUCACAACUGAAGAGGAAAUCUAUAGAGUCGACACCCGAAGCCGAUGCGAGUCUAAAAAAGGCGCGAAUGAUACGUUUUGCCGGAGCACCGCCGCCGUCCGUUAAGGAAGGUACGUCAAAAACAGUAUUCGCACGACUUGGCAACUCUGAACCAGCGAAAGUAUCCACCAAAGCCGCUGUCACAACUGGGUGUAAACCAAUAUACGCACGUCUCGGCUCUAAACAGCCACAAGACCAACCAGACCAAAUAAUGCCAAUCGAAAAGGACGCUCUCAAAUAUGAAGGCAUUCUCAAAGGCUCUCCGCCCUUGAAGAAAGUGGUCACAGUCACCACGUCAAAGAAUAACACAAGAACAAUAGCUAUGGGAUUGUGUACCAUGAGAGCUGAUGAAACCCCUGUCAGCGUGAAAACGAAACUAGCAUUACCAAAAUCUAAGUCUGUUAAGUUCUCAAAUCAUGUUCAGUACAAAGAGAUUGAAUCGAUGCAGAGUUCAACUGUCAAAACACAGGCGAAAGUCGUUCAGAAAUCAAUUCCGCGGCCCGUUCAGAAAUUCUCUCCCGUCUUCAAUAAGCCGGAAAGGAGGUUAACUAUGCCUGAAGGUGUUAACAAUGUCAGAGCGAGAUUAGGUACAAAGAGUAAUGCUACUAAUUUAACUAUAACUAAAAAUGUGUUCAAUAGACUAGGUGUUUGA